Molecule: messenger RNA, 4817 nt
Organism: Lepus europaeus (European hare)
Lineage: Eukaryota; Metazoa; Chordata; Mammalia; Lagomorpha; Leporidae
Gene: NEDD9
Product: neural precursor cell expressed, developmentally down-regulated 9
Exons: 7
Coding region: 123-2609 (828 amino acids)
Biological process (GO): cell migration; cell surface receptor protein tyrosine kinase signaling pathway
Cellular component (GO): cytoplasm; plasma membrane
Molecular function (GO): protein binding
Source: RefSeq, a predicted model, not a curated record
CGGCUGCGACUCGGGCCGGGCUCUCUCCGCCGGCCGCUCUGCGCUCCAUGGAGCAGCGCGCACGCCGGCGCUCCGUGCUGUCUCACUAGCCUAGCGAAACGGCUCCGUUCUCCGCCGCCGAAAUGAAGUACAAGAAUCUUAUGGCAAGGGCCUUAUAUGACAAUGUCCCAGAGUGUGCUGAAGAACUGGCCUUUCGCAAGGGGGACAUCCUGACUGUCAUAGAGCAGAACACUGGGGGACUGGAAGGAUGGUGGCUAUGCUCCUUACACGGGCGGCAAGGCAUUGUGCCUGGCAACCGGGUGAAGCUUCUCAUCGGUCCCGUGCAGGAGACCUCCUCCAGCCACGACCAGUCCACUCCUGCCCUGAUGCACCAGAGCUUUGGCCAGCAGAAGCGCUAUCAAAUGCCAAACCCCCAGGCGGCUCCUCGUGACACCACCUACCAGGUGCCACCAUCCUACCAGAACCAGGGGAUUUACCAGGUACCCACUGGCCAUGGGACCCAAGAACAAGAUGUCUAUCAAGUGCCACCAUCAGUACAGAGAAGCAUUGCGGGGACCAAUGGGCCGCACUUAAGUAAAAAGGUGAUAACCCCGGUGAGGACUGGCCACGGCUACGUAUACGAGUACCCACCCAGAUACCAAAAGGAUGUCUAUGACAUCCCUCCUUCCCAUAACACCCAAGGGGUGUAUGACAUCCCGCCCUCAUCCGUGAAAGGCCCUGUGUUUUCAGUUCCCGUGGGAGAGCUCAAACCCCAAGGGGUGUAUGACAUCCCUCCUGCUGCAGGGGUCUAUGCCAUUCCACCCUCUGCCUGCCGAGAUGAAGCCGGGCUCAAGGACAAGGAGUACGACUUCCCCCCUCCCAUGAGAAGGCCAGAUGUCAGGCCUGAGGGUGUUUAUGAUAUCCCCCCAACCAGUGCCAAGCCAGCAGGCAAGGACCUCCACGUAAAGUAUAACUGUGACACUCCUGCGGCCGCAGAGCCCGUGGUGCGCAGGCACCAAGGCCUCUCCCCGCACCACCCGCACCUGGGACUGCCAGGCCCUCAGAAUGAUGCCUACGACAUCCCCCGCGGGGUUCAGUUCCUCGAGCCCCCAGCUGAAUCCAGUGAGAAAGCAAACCCUGAAGACAGAGACGGUGUCUACGACAUUCCUCUGCACAACCCACCAGAUGCCAAAGGCUCUCGGGACCUGGUGGAUGGCAUCAACCGACUGUCCUUCUCCAGUACAGGCAGUACCAGGAGUAACAUGUCCACGUCUUCCACCUCCUCCAAGGAGUCCUCACUGUCCGCCUCCCCGUCUCAAGACAAAAGGCUCUUCCUGGAUCCAGACACCGCCAUUGAGAGACUUCAUCGGCUCCAGCAGGCUCUGGAGAUGGGUGUCUCCAGUCUGAUGGCACUGGUGACCACGGACUGGAGGUGUUACGGCUACAUGGAGAGGCACGUCAAUGAGAUACGCACGGCGGUGGACAAGGUGGAGCUGUUCCUGAAGGAGUACCUCCACUUUGCCAAGGGAGCCGUAGCCAACGCCUCCUGCCUCCCAGAACCCGUCCUCCACAACAAAAUGAAGAGGGAGCUCCAAAGAGUGGAAGACUCCCACCAGAUUCUAAGCCAAACCAGCCACGACUUAAAUGAGUGCAGCUGGUCCCUGAACAUUCUGGCCAUCAACAAGCCCCAAAACAAGUGUGAUGACCUGGACCGGUUUGUGAUGGUGGCCAAGACGGUGCCCGAUGAUGCCAAGCAGCUCACCACAACCAUCAACACCAACGCAGAAGUGCUCUUCAGACCAGGCCCCGGCAACUCCCAUCUGAAGAGUGGGCCCGAGGGCAUCAUGAACUCAGCUGAGUACCCCUGCGGCAGCUCCCAACUGCAGCUGCUCCAUCCUGGUGACCCCAAGGCCCAGACGCACAAUAAACCACUGCCCCCCAGUCUGGGCAAGGAUCAGGCCCCUGACUGUGGCAGCAGUGAUGGCUCUGAGAGGAGCUGGAUGGACGACUACGAUUACGUCCACCUGCAGGGAAAGGAGGAGUUUGAGAGGCAACAGAAAGAGCUACUGGAAAAAGAGAACAUCAUCAAACAGAACAAGAUGCAGCUGGAACAUCAUCAGCUGAGUCAGUUCCAGCUGCUGGAACAAGAGAUCACAAAACCAGUGGAGAACGACAUCUCCAAGUGGAAGCCCUCUCAGAGCCUCCCAGCCACAAACAGCAGCGUGGGCGCGCAGGAUAGGCAGCUGCUCUGCUUCUACUAUGACCAGUGUGAGACCCAUUUCAUUUCCCUGCUCAACGCCAUAGAUGCGCUUUUCAGUUGUGUCAGCUCUGCCCAGCCUCCGCGGAUCUUCGUGGCGCACAGUAAGUUCGUCAUCCUCAGUGCUCACAAACUGGUGUUCAUUGGAGACACGCUGACAAGGCAGGUGGCUGCCCAGGACAUCCGUAACAAAGUGAUGAACUCCAGCAACCAGCUCUGUGAACAGCUGAAGACUAUCGUCAUGGCGACCAAGAUGGCCGCCCUCCAUUACCCCAGCACCACGGCCUUGCAGGAGAUGGUUCACCAGGUCACAGACCUGUCUCGAAACGCCCAGCUGUUCAAGCGCUCUCUGUUGGAGAUGGCGACCUUCUGAGCAGAGAACGAGGACCAGGGGAUGGAAGGAACUAAGGAAAACUGGAAAUAUGAUCUGGUUUUUGUAAAUGUUAUCUAUUUUUGUAGAUAUUUUAUAUGAAAAUGAAAUAUUUUAACGUUGUAUGGGCUAGACAACUUUCAGAAAUUCAGGGAGCCAGAGAGGAAAAUCUUGUCUUUUUGUUUUCCCCUGUGUGGUUCUUGGGUGUCUGUAUAAUUACCUAAGGCAGGAACUGCACAUAACCCUGUCCACGUGCCUGUGUACGCCUGUGUAUUCAUGUUUGUAGAUGUUUGAUACAUUCCAUUAAAAAAAAAAAAACAUGAAUUAAGAAGCACCUUUGUAAGUACCUCCUAAUGCUGCAUUUUGGGUUUUUUGUUAGAAAACAUAUACUGGCUGGUUAUAAUAUUGCUGUGUACCUGUCAUUGUUCUGAGCACGGUCCUCCCACCCUUGGAAAACACAGUAUAUUUGCAGGUGUACCUCUCCCAAAUAAUGAAGCUUGGCAUGGCUUAUUCUCACUUAAGAACCCCUUCCAAAAUUGAUCGUCAUGAAAAUGUUAUGGCAAAAAGCUUUCAUGGAGAGCAAAUCACAGAAAGUAAGGAUUUAUCCAAGUUCCGACUUAUCAGGCGCUGGAGAGAGAUUUGUGUGCUGUCUUUAGAGGCCGUGUCCACAGUAGGAGUUGGGUUGCUGCAACACUGAAAGGAAGCCGUGCAAAUGGAAAACACUUGUGUCCCUGAGGCUAUCUGAUCUUCUUUGUGAGUUAUUCAGCCAUGUGGUAUUCCAAAGGAUGUUUUUAGAGUUGUAAAAACUGCAUUAUUUGCAGCAUCAAUUCAAAAUGACACAUCAGACUACAAAUGUCCACAAAAGGAAGGGAAGGUUCCAUCUGUCAGUUCUAAAUAAAGGCCCUUCUGAUGCUGAAUCAUUCGCUUAGGUGCUGUGACUCUCACUGCCUGAGAGGAAUAGACCAGUCUGUGGGCACUGAACGUUGGAGCUACCGAGCCAUACCCUGCUCUCAUCACCUGGUCUUGCAGCCUCUUAAAAAGUCAUAUAUUCAGGGUGGGUCUCUGGUGGAGUGGUUAAGACUGCUGCGAAUGCUCAUAGCCCAUCCAGGGAUGCCCGAGUUUGAGUUCCAGCUCUUCCUCCAAUUCCAGCUUCGUGCUAUACACAACCUAAGAUGGCUCAAGUAAUUGGGUCUCUGCUAUCCAUGUGGGGGGACCCAGAUUGAGUUCCAGUACCUGGCUUUGGCCUGGCCCAGUACCAGCUGUUGGGAGUAUUUGGGGAAUGAACCAGUGAGUGGAAGAUUUCUGUGUUUCUCUCCCUGUCCAUCUGUUUCUCUCUCUUUCUCUCUGUCCUUCAAAUAAGUAAAAAAUAAAAUUUUUGAAAAGUAACACAUGCAGAAGCCAUACAGGGUCCAUCUAACCUUUAUGACCCUAUGUAGCCAGUGACCUUAUGCAUAAGCCCCACCACCAUCUCAUAGCUCAUCACAUCACCCACCCUAUAAUCUGUUCACUCCUGCUGGCUUUGACACAACGCAGUUGCCACAAACCAUCAGAUUCAUAUGGAACAAAUGAAAUACUUCCCAGCCCAUGGGUAAAUGGACUCACAUGUGACCAAGAGGCAUAUUACCUAUGGUCUUUCAGCCCAGUGCUUAUCUAAUGGUUUCAUUCCAGCCUAUUUGGAAAAUUUUUUUAUUUCCAAUAUAUGCCUUGACUGAAUUAAGCUUGCUUGUUCUAAACAACCAAAUCAUUGGAACAGGAAAGCAUUUAAGAAAGAAAAGUACAUGAUCUCAAUGUGAUUUUUAAAAAGAAACAGUGGAAAUUAUCAUAGAAGGUGCUUUCCAAAACAACUGCUACUGUAAUUCUCAAAGUUCUCUGCUUCCAAGAGUAUAAAAAGUUCUAUUGUGAUAUGGCAAGUGAGUGUGUGCAGAAGAAGGGAGUUGUUGAAAAUCACACUUGAAGAAGCUAAGAAGUGUGUCCUUGGAGAUUUCAUUGUAUCAUGUGUUUCUUAGGCGAUGACAGACUUAUUCAAAGCAAAGUGGUGACAUUUCAUAUUUUCAAAACCAAAACAUUCAACUGUAUUACUCUCUUUCCAAUCGUGUAUAUAGAACCUCUUUUGAAAUCAUUAAAUUUUAGAUCUCUGUUUUCAUAGCCACUGGGUUUUCUUUUCCAUAUUUUCCUUGUCACAACUAAAUGCUGGUUUAUUUGGACACUCAU